Tympanuchus pallidicinctus (lesser prairie-chicken) is the source of this 3175-nucleotide messenger RNA. It is a transcript of the gene PIP5K1A, whose product is annotated as phosphatidylinositol-4-phosphate 5-kinase type 1 alpha. The record is from RefSeq and is a predicted model, not a curated record. Gene Ontology annotation, biological process: phosphatidylinositol metabolic process. Gene Ontology annotation, molecular function: phosphatidylinositol kinase activity. Bases 17 to 1798 code for a protein of 593 amino acids. The transcript has 17 exons. Lineage: Eukaryota; Metazoa; Chordata; Aves; Galliformes; Phasianidae.
CGCGGGAGGCGGCAAGAUGGCGGCGGCGGGGCCCGAAUCGGGGGGCAGCAGCGGCAGCAGCGGCGGCCUCGGGGAUUUCAGCUUUUUGUGCUGCUCGGUGAUGUCGUUCCGAAGAGGGCCGUCUGCCAUCAAAAAGUCGCUCACCCCAGAGAUGCCAGGCUCUUCAGGGCAGCCGGGCUCUCAGACGAUAAAGAAGGGGCACAGAGGGGUGGAUUCCACGGGUGAGACCACCUACAAGAAGACAACGUCAUCAGCCUUGAAAGGUGCCAUCCAGCUGGGCAUCACACACACGGUUGGGAGCUUGAGCACUAAACCUGAAAGAGACGUUCUCAUGCAAGAUUUCUACGUAGUAGAAAGUAUUUUCUUCCCAAGUGAAGGCAGUAACCUCACCCCAGCUCACCACUACAACGAUUUCCGCUUCAAAACCUACGCGCCGGUGGCCUUCCGAUAUUUCCGGGAGCUGUUUGGGAUCCGGCCGGACGAUUACCUGUACUCGCUCUGCAGUGAGCCCCUCAUUGAGCUCUCCAACUCUGGGGCCAGUGGAUCCCUCUUCUACGUGUCCAGCGACGACGAGUUUAUCAUCAAGACAGUUCAACACAAAGAGGCAGAGUUCUUGCAGAAGCUGCUUCCUGGCUACUACAUGAACUUGAAUCAGAACCCAAGGACGCUGCUGCCCAAGUUUUACGGCUUGUAUUGUGUCCAAGCCGGGGGCAAAAACAUCCGCAUUGUGGUGAUGAACAACCUGCUGCCACGUUCUGUGAAGAUGCACCUCAAAUACGACCUGAAGGGCUCCACCUACAAACGCAGGGCGUCCCAGAAGGAGAGGGAGAAGGUCUUCCCCACCUACAAGGACUUGGAUUUUAUGCAGGACAUCCCCGAUGGCCUCUUCUUGGACUCAGACAUGUAUAAUGCUCUGUGCAAAACGUUGCAGAGAGACUGUUUGGUCCUGCAGAGUUUUAAAAUCAUGGAUUACAGUUUGCUGGUGGCAAUCCAUAACAUGGACCUGGCACAGAGGGAGCACGCGAUGGCAGACGGGACGUCCCAGGCCGACACGCGGCGCCCUGCGGCGCAGAAAGCCCUGUAUUCCACUGCCAUGGAGUCCAUCCAGGGGGAGGCCCGCAGGGGAGGCACCAUAGAGACAGACGACCAGAUGGGGGGCAUUCCUGCCCGCAACGCCAAGGGGGAGAGGCUGCUCCUCUACGUGGGCAUCAUCGAUGUGCUGCAGUCCUACAGGUUUGUGAAGAAGCUGGAGCACUCCUGGAAGGCCCUUGUGCACGAUGGGGACACCGUUUCUGUGCACAGACCCAGCUUCUAUGCUGAAAGAUUCCAGUGCUUCAUGUGCAACACAGUAUUCAAGAAGAUUCCCUUGAAGCCAUCCCCUUCCAAGAAGAGCCGCUCCGGCACCGCAGUUCCGAGGCGCAGCUGUCAGGGAGGAGUGCCUUCCCAGCUGCACGUGUCGUGUGAGACAAAAGCACAAGUCACGACAGAGGCGGAUGUGGAGCAAGGUUCCCACCUCGGCCGCCCGGAUCUCCUGCCCAGGACUCUGCCUGUGGACGAAGCCAACAGCGAUUCCGUCGCCACCACUUUGUCCACCUCCUCCUUGGGCAGCGGAGGUCUCCACUCGCCCGCAAACAGGUCAGUGGGCGUGCAGGUGCACAAAGCCGACAGCUCAGCAAAGGAUUUCGCUAGGACUGCUGCCUUCCUGUCUAGCAGCUCCCCAGGACCGUCAGUCCCUGAGCCCUCCUCGGAGCUGAGGGAGCAGCUGGAAGAGCUGCAGGAGACGGAGAUCAGCUUCUGAGGCAGCUCUGAGCCGACGCUGGCAGCAGGAGGCUCCGUGCUCUGCGUGGGCUCUGCGCGCUCAGCCCCCGUUGCUGACCUUCGUGGUUUUUAGUUUGUUUUUUGGUUCUUGGAUUUUUUUGUGUUUUUUUUUUUUUUUUUUUGUGGGGUUUUUUUUUUUUUUUUGGAAAUGUUACCUGGAAGCUGAGAGCCAGGCGGGCUGCGCAGGGCGGGCAGCAGAGCGCAUCGGCGGAGACCUCCAGGCACUGCGCCGCUGCCUGAGCCCAGGGCCUGAGCCGCCCUGAGGGGAGGAGGAGGAAGAGGAGGAACUGCUCCACUGGACUGAAGGCCUUUGGAAAAAGGCUCUGACCUCCAAGGCUCGCAAUGCUGCCACCACAAACUGCCGCCCGUGGGAGUUUUGGCCCCGCCGGCAGUUUGCCUCGGAGCCACGCGUUCACCUUUUGUAUUUCCAACGAGUUUUUAACGUCGGCGUUUCCUGCAGUUCAGCUCCAGCCCUUCCCCUCAGCACUGCGCCGCAGCUCUGCUCUGUGCGACCGCAGGCGGGGCCCUGAGCCGCGCUGUGCAGGAGGGCUGCGUGCCCUCGGCGCCCCGUUGCGGAUGCAGAUCUUUGCCCUGAGCCCAGCUGUGGGAAUCUGUCACCAUUUCUUCGCAGACGGACCCAACCUGGCAGCCCCACGGGGCUGAGCUGCGUUUGCACGGAACGCUUUUUGGUUUUAUUUUUUAGGAUAGGAAGCGACUCCAGCCGCGUUCCCAACGGGUUGGAAUCCUCCGUUGGUUUUUCUUUUUUAUAUAUUGGAGAAAAAAAGAAAAAAAAAAAAGAAAAAAAAAAAAAGCCAAGGGAUGUAAUUGUGCCCCUGCGGGGUUGCAGUGUGCAGAGGAGCCCAGGAGCGGUGGUGCAGAGGGCGGCGCUUUGCGGCGCUGUUUCGGAGCCGGCGCUGCCACCUCCCACCUCGAGUGGGCACUGAUAUUUUUUUAAGGAAAAAACAAAAACACCCAUGGAAAAAAAAAAAACAAAACAAAACCCAACAUCCCAACCCCCUUUUGGAUGUUAUUUCUUAGUUUUGUUUGAAAAGACCCCACGGAAUGGCCUUAUCCUCUGGGCAUCCAGACCCAGAGCGGGGUUCUGCGGCUCCCGGUGCCCCCGGUGCCGUCCCACGCCGACCCCACCAGCGCUGGGAGGAAGGUGGGCUCUUCCCCCGCUGCUGCCCUCACCUUACAGCCAAAAUAACUGUCUAUAUUAGACGCUGUUCUUACCUUCCCUCCCAUCUCCUGUAAUGGUUCGUGUUUCUCGUUCUGUUUUUUUUUUACCAGGAGGGAAGAAAACCAACUCCCCGUUCUUUUUUUCCCUAUGAUUUAAUAUUUAUGAAGUUGUAUUUAA